Callithrix jacchus (white-tufted-ear marmoset) is the source of this 6607-nucleotide messenger RNA. RefSeq lists its product as uncharacterized. Lineage: Eukaryota; Metazoa; Chordata; Mammalia; Primates; Cebidae. The record is from RefSeq and is a predicted model, not a curated record.
GUCUCACGUUAUUUCCAAAGGCUGGGUAUGGCCCCAAUCAGCAAGCCUUCCCAGUCCCAAGGAAGCACGCUUAAGUCUACUUUAGCCUAAAAAGCAUCUAUCCGCCGAUUAAAUGUUGGGAAAGAAAGAGAUAUGGGUGUGGGGUGGGGAGAGACAACGUUUUCCAAUUACACAAACGUGCACCCGUGGAUUCACCCAGUUCCCGCACUUUCCGGCAGUGAAGCACCUGCGGGGAACCGUUCUCACGCAUGACAAAUGCCGCAGCAGCUCAGGGCUGUGAGCGCCAAACUGCUUUGCAAACUUUGCAGAGGCGCACGGAUUUCCCAGACUUGCAAAUCCCGCAUUCGCCCCGUCCUCCCCUCGCCCGGUCGAAACAAAGUUCCGCGGCAUCAGGGCAGUCAUUGAAAGGCACCGAGUCUGCCCGGGUCCUGCCCGCUGGGGCUCGGGAGACGCGCCCGGCCGGGACCUCCCCGCACCCCGCGCGGCGCCCCCCGCCCGCCCAUCGCCCCGCGGACCCCAGGCUCCGGGCCCCGCACGGUGCUCGAGCCGCCCCCCAGGGCCGAGCCGCGAGCCGCAGCCGCGUCCCCUCCUCCCGGGGCCGGGAAUGGCGGCGUCCGGCUCCCCAGGGCCAACUCCGAGUCCCAGCCCGGGGAGGACGCCCGCGGAGCCCGCCGCCACCGGCCCUCGCGGCGGGAGCUGAGGGAUGGAAGUUACCUCAGGACGGUCCCGUCGGCGAAGCUGGGGGGUCCCGGGCGGCCGAGCAGGUCCGGCGCGGCGGCGGCGGCGGUUACCGCAGUGCCCUCCGCCCCAUUGUUUCCCUUCCAAGAGGAGCCCGGCGAAGCCGAGCCCGGGAACCAGGAAGUUCCCUGGCGCGACACCUCCCGCCGCCGCUAUGGAAACGGCCCCCGCCUCCCAGGGCGGCUCGCCCGGGACCCCGCCUCCGCGCCGCCGGCCCCGCCCGCCUCACCGGCCGCCGCCAAACGACGCCGCAGCGGCCGCGGCCGCCGCCAUCUUGGCGCGGCCCCGGGCGGCCCCUUCCCGGCGGCACGUGCGCGCCGCUCCCGCGCUCCCGCGCUCCCGCCGUGCGCGCUCCCGCCCGCCUCGGAAACGCGCGUCCAGGACUGCAGGUGCUUGGAGCCCCUCGGCGGGAAGCAGGCGCAGGAGGCCAGGACCCAGAGCAGGGCUUCGAGGCGCGCAAACGAGCGGCACUGGCGUGUCCAGCCGGCGUGUCAGAGGAUGGCAGAGACGCGGGGAGGUCAGCAGAGUACGGGGCGAGAGCGUGGUCUCCGGAGCCAGCCUGGCUUUUUUCUUCCUUUCUAACUCACCUGCUUACCAGGUGUCAGACCUUGGAUGCUUUUCUCUGUGCCUCAGUUUCUUCAUCUGUAAACUGGGAUGACAAUAGGACCUGCCUCAUGGGGCUGUCCUGGAACAAACGAGUGCUUGGUGAGACAGGAUUUGACCAUGUUGGCCAGGCUGGUCUGGAACUCCUAACCUCAGGUAAUCCAUCCACCUCGGCCUCCCAAAGUGCUGGGAUUACAGGCGUGAACCAGCACGCCUGGCCCAAAGCCUGUAGUUUAAAAGAGAAGUUAUUGAUUGCAGUGUGAGGAAGAGGAGCCCAAGGAAGGGCUGUGAACCCCAUAACAUGGUAAGUAACACAGUUUGUUACCUGUAGUCCUGAGGCUGUCUUACUUGUUGGUGUACUGCAUUUCUUUCUGACUCCCUGUCUUCAGAAUGUACAUGCCAGGAGACUGGGGAACUUAUCUGUCUUCUGCCCUUCUCUAUUCCUUGCUCCAGAUCAGUACCUAACACAGAAUUAGCUCCCUAUAAAUAUUUGUCGAAAGAAUGAAAGGAAAGAAGGUGAGAGGGAGAGAAGGAAGGAAGGAGGGAGGACAGCAUGACUGAAAGAAAAAAAGAAAAAAAUAUGCAAAACAUGUAUGUUUUCUGGGCAGAAAGUUCCUAACUUUUUUUUGUAUGCUCAAAGGGGUCCGUGACUCAAAAGAAAAAAAAUUAGGACCGGGCGAGGCAGUUCACACCUGUAAUCCCAGCACUUUGGGAGGCCGAGGUGGGCAGAUCGCCUGAGAUCAGGAAUUCGAGACCAGUCUGGCCAACAUGGUGAAACCCCGUCUCUACUAAAAAUACAAAAAAAUUAGCCGGGCAUGGUGGCAUGCACCUGUAAUCCCAGCUACUCGGGAGACUGAGGCAGGGGAAUGCUUGAACCAGGGAGGUGGAGGUUGCGGUGAGCCUAGAUGGUGCCACUGCACUCCAGCCUGAGCAACAGAGAGAGACUCCAUGUCAAAAAAUAAAAAAAAAAAAUUAGGACUGACUGCUUUUCAACUAUAAAAGCUGCCUUUCAUGAUCUCCUCUGCUCCUUUGCUCACAAGACACCCUGUUCCUGAUUACAUAUCAAAAUAGUCAUCAUGGUUUGCCAGAAAUCUAUAAUGACGUUAUAUCAUUUGAAAAGUGUCUCAAUAUGUUUUUACAGCUUUAGAGAAUUUCUUCUGCCUGCUCAACUUACGGUUGCCAUUCUGCAGGCAUCCAUUUGGCCACUUCUUAGACGCCGUGCCAUUUACUUAUUUCUUGUUAAGUCUCACCAAGCAGAGUUAUACUAAGAAGUAUUUUAAGACAUUGGAAAAAAUGAAGUAUAAUUUUGUGGCAUUUUUGUCUCUGUUUUAGAAGAAUAAAACUCUUGCCUUUGUAUAUAUGACCUUUGAAUUAACCUUUAAACCCCUGUUUUCAUAAGUCUUUAUAAAUUGUGUGGCAACCGUUUUCACAGAUGGCCUCCCAGUGAACUGUGCCUUCCAAUAUUCACACCCUUUUACCUCACCCUCCUCUUGAGUCUGGGCCGGCUCUGUGACUCACUUUUCACAAGACUCUGGAGGAGGUGAUGCUGAGUGAUUUCUAAGGCUAGAUUAUAAGUUUUGUAGCUUCCACCUGGGCCUCUGAAAUACUUGGCACACUCCCUCCAGGAACUCAGGUGCCAUCUUGAAAGAAGCCCAAGUCACAUGGCCACAGGUAGCUGGUCUGGAUGACAACCUCAGCUGAGUCCUCAGCCAGCAGCCAGCAUUCACUGCUAUUGGGCAUCCUGAAUGUCCAGCACAGUUAAGUCUUCAGAUGCCUCAAGCCCCAGCUGUGUGAUCCCACAAGAAAUCCCAAGUGAGGAUAUCUCGGGUGAGCUCAUUCAACCCCAUGGAGCCAUGAAAGUCAUAACAAAUUGCUGUGUUAUGCUUUCGAGCUUAGGGUGGUUCGUUACACACCUGCAGACAACUGGAAUGCAUUGAUUAAAAAUACAAUGCUAGUGCCUUUAGCAUGUUUUAGCUAAAAUUUAAUAAAUAAUUUCAUCAAAAUUAACAGAAGUGCUGUAUAAAAAUGACAAGUUAUAGAAGAAUAGAGUGAAUUGAAGCAGAUCCUAAGGUAUUCAAGGGUUUUUUUUUUGUUUGUUUGUUUUUUUCACUAAAUUGCUACUUUUGUCUGAGCCUUUUCUUGGGGGGGGGCCAAUACUUUGUGAAACAAUGUAAUGACUUCCAUCUCUUGGAAUCUGUAAAUAUAAUUGCAAUUGCAUUUGACUUAGAUAUGAAAUAAGUCCUUGCCCACAUACUUUGACUAAAAAGGAGAAAGAAGUGGUGGUCACAAGUAGCAAGGCUAAAGAAUCAAUGAAAAUGAGACAACAGAUGAGAACGUGUGUGUGUGUGUGUGUGUGUGCGCGCGUGCACGCGCACAUGCAUAAGCAUAUUUAUAUGUAUGUGCUUAGCUUCUCUUUUCUGCUUGUUUAUGCCUCAUGAAAAUUACAGGUCCACAAUUCCUCAUCUACAAGGCUCUGAAAACCAAUUGAACUUUCCUUUGGCUCUUUAGGGUCUUUAUCUUGUUUAAUAUGAACACUCAUUUUUGUUGCAGAAGUCUUCGUUUCGUGAGAAGGUGCUGGCACAGAUCCCACUUGUGACCCUCAUAAAUAGUACACAGUACAUAAGCUGUAUCACCCUUCUAAAAAUCAGAACUUCUGAUAUCUGAGGUACUUUUCAUUUCAGACCUAAAAAAGACUCUAUCUUCUGAAGAAGACCUAAGGUGAACUUUACUGCACAGAGAACUUUAUUUUAUUACUCUACAAUAGAGUGUAAUCGAACACUCCCUGGCGUUAGACCACCUGAGUUCAAAUCCUGGAUCUGCUGUUUGCCAGCUCUGACACUUGGAUCGGUUGUAAAACCCUCUGCGUCAGUUUAUUCUUCAGCAAAAUACAGAGAGUAAAAGAAACGACCUCAUAGGGUCCUUAUGAGAACCAAAUGAGAUCAUGCAUGUAAAAUGACUAGUAGUUAGUAAAUACUCAACAAACAUUAACUAUUAUUAUUAAAAUGUCAGGUAUUUGUGUUUUUGUUUUUGCUUUUAGAGACACGGUCUCACUUUGUUGCCCCAACUGGAGUGUGCUGAAAAAUCAUAGUUCACUGUCACUUCAAACUCCUGGGCUCAAACAAUCCUCCUGCCUCAGCCUCCCAAGUAGCUAGGGGUACAGGUGUGUGCCACCAUGCCUGGCUAUUCUUUAAAAUUGCUUUGUGGCUCAGGCUGGUCUCAAACUCCUGGCCUCAAUCUGUCCUCCCACUUUAGCCUCCCAAAGUGCUAGGAUUACCAGAAUGAGCCAGUGCACCUAGGAGAAAUUUUAGUUUUUUAAUAAAUUCAAUGAAACAAAUAAUAUCUCAAUGAGAGUUCAGACAGGAGAAAAGAAACUACUCAAAGUAUCACCAUUGGGAAGACAUUCAUUCCAGGGAAUCAGAGGCAUACAAAGUCUUUGGAAGGAGUGAAUGGGUAAAAGCUGAGAAGGUAGCACCACUAAUUUCAAGUUAUUCCACAACACCUGUGGGCCCAGUGUCAGGAAGGUGCUGUACCCAGAGAUCAGAAAUUGCAAUAAAUGACAGAUAAUCACUGUCCAUGUCACAGCUGCUCUCCUUACAGCUCAGAAGCUGGGGACUGCCAGGGAUGGUCUUUGAGAUCUAGCUUCACUGCAAAAGUUUAAAUUUGUCAGCUGAGUGUGAUGGCUUACGCCUGUAAUCCCAGCACUUCGGGAGGCCGAGGCGGGUGGAUUACCUGAGCUCAGGAAUUCAAGAGCAGCCUGAACAAUACAGUGAAACCCCAUUUCUACUAAAAUACAAAACCUUACCCAGGUGUGGCAGCGUGCGCCUGUAGUCCCAGCUACUUGGGAGGCUGCGGCAGGAGAAUCGCUUGAACCCGGGAGACGAAGGUUGCAGUGAGCAAAGAUCGCGCCACUGUACUCCAGCAUGAGCAACAGAGGGAGAUUCCAUCUAAAAAAAAAAAAAAGGUUUAUAUUUGUCAAACCCCUUGUGUCAGAUGCCACUAUUGCCAAAGGAUGAAAUGCUCCUGUGUCUUCCAAAUCCUUGAGUGCUCCUCACUGGCUCAACCUAAACCUUAUCAGAACUGUGCUGGCUAGAGACCCUGGGAAAUGCAGCUCCAGAGUUCCCAGACUCUGUGAAGCACAUAAACACCCUAAACAAAUAGUCAUUUGCUAAUAAUAGAAAUUUACACCUGUACAGCACUUUCCAUAAAAGCUCUGUGAGGUAGGCUCAAAGUUGCAAGGCUGGCAAGAGACUUAGAACCUCAUAUCUCAAAUCUAGGGUACACUUCCUUUUUAUGUCAGUGUGUCCUAUUUAAUCAUCCAAGUUCCACUUCCCCCCAAAUCUUCAUAACCAUUUAUUGAUAAUUAUUGUUUAUUAUUUUUCUUUUAUUUUUUUUUUUGAGAUGGGGUCUCACCCAGCCUGGAAUAUAAUGACACACUUGGCUCACUGCAACCUCUGACUCCCAGGUCCAAGCAAUCCUCCUGCCUCAGCCUCCUGAGUAGCUGGGAUUACAGGCACGUGCCAUCACACCCAACUAAUUUUUUCUAUUUUUAAUAGAAAUGGGGUUUCACCAUGUUGGCCGGGCUAGUCUUGAACUCCUGACCUCAUGAUUCACCUACCUCGGCCUCCCAAAGUGCUGGCGUUACAGGCGUGAGCCACUGCAUCCAGCCUACUGUUUUUCUUUAAGUGGACUCACAUUUCUAUGUAAAUAAAUGUAAAGAAAUUUUGCAUCAUAAAGCAUAAUGCAGAUCUCAAAACUGUUUUGCUACAUAAAUGGAAGAUAAAAGUAAAAAUGAACACACAGAAAACCAAACAGUGAUAUUAAAACCAGUUAGCAAAGGGCUCCGAGCCUGAAGCCCACUCCUCUUUCUUCAAAGGUGCCAUGAGCAUGUUACUUGUACUAACAGCAAACCUCCUAACGGCAAAUUGAGACUCACUGAUACAUUCACAAGAACUAAAGGGUGAAUAAAAUCUCUGAAAAAUUAAAUUUCUCACUAUGUGCGGCAAGGUUAUUUAAAGCCUUUGCCAUCUUAUCUACCAUCAGUAGAACACAUCAUACGCUUUGGGUAACAUUGCUUUCUGCCAUCUUAAUUUUGACAGUUUAGUUGAGAAUCAGAGUAUUUAUUCAUUUUUGUUGUUGAAACUGUUUGAUAGCUGAGCAUUGAAAGUAUGUCAGUAUGUCUUGCCCCGAUGACUCAGUCAUAUAAGAUUUUGUUGCUGUUUUUAAGGUGAUAUUCACAUAAAAUAAAAUCAACUGUUUUUCAAGUGAA